Messenger RNA from Hevea brasiliensis (rubber tree), 1199 nucleotides. RefSeq names its product zinc finger protein 10-like. The transcript has a single exon. Lineage: Eukaryota; Viridiplantae; Streptophyta; Magnoliopsida; Malpighiales; Euphorbiaceae. The record is from RefSeq and is a predicted model, not a curated record. Bases 159 to 1073 code for a protein of 304 amino acids.
CAAGUCCUAAACAUCUUCUUUAAUAAUCAAUCAUGUAAGACUUUAUCUUUCCCUCUUUCAUCUAAUCUCCAUUAAUCCAUCUCCUAGCUUCUUAUGCUUGCUACAAAAUCCUGUAUCUUGUUGAAACCUAUAAGAGUCAAGCUCUUGAAUAUAGUGUUAUGGAGCAAGCACGGUGCUGGAUGUGGACUAAGCGAAAACAUAGUUUGAGUUCUCAUGUCCAAGCAUCAACUCGCCCAUCAUAUGAUGAGUCAUGGGAAGAACAAGCUUUUGCAGAAGAUGCAGCUGGGUCUUUAGGAGGGUGUAUAUGGCCUCCAAGAUCUUAUUCUUGCAGCUUUUGUAGAAGAGAAUUCAGGUCUGCUCAAGCUCUAGGGGGUCACAUGAAUGUCCAUAGAAGGGAUAGAGCUAGACUGAAACAAUCUCCAGGCCCCCACAAUGAAGUUCUUCAUCAUGACCAUCAAAAUCAUCACAAUCUCUUUCAAAAUCCUUAUUCAUCUUUGGGUUUUCAAUAUCCAUCUCAGAUUUGUACCUUGGUUUACAGCCCUAACCCUAAUACUGAUCCUGGUAUUGUUGCAUCACCAUCUUCACCUUGUAAGCUUUCAACUACACCCACUCAAGGGAAUUCCGAUGAAAAGAACUUUUUCCCUCCUUUUUCUCCUUCCACUCUUAAAGAAGAACCCGACAAGAAGACCCCUAGAUCUUCACCUCCGUCAUGGCCAAACUCCCCUACGGACAGAUGUUACCACAUCUCAGAUCCCAGGAAAGAAGGAAAGAAGAAUUUAAGAAUUGUAGAAUCAGGAUGUAAAGCUAAGGUAGAUUAUGUCAAAACUGAUCUGUCUGUCAGCUUGAAUUUGGUUGUUCGACGAACUUGCCCAACCAUAUCAUCAGAUGGGGAUGAGGAGGAGACUAUAGGCUGCAAAAGGAGGAGAACCAGGCCAUCAUCGAUACCUUUCCUGGUGAUGUCCAAUUCAGUUGCUAAACAUCAUGUGCAGUCAGAGGUAAUUGAAAUUAGCCCUUGCUCUAUAGAGGAAUUGGAUCUUGAACUCAGGCUUGGUGACCGGCCUAAGGUAAAGUAAUUGCAGAACUAUAUAUAUAUAUAUAUAUUUCACUGGUCUCUUCUUAUUUACAUUGCUUAAUUCCCUCUUUUGUUGCUUUGAGUUUUAUAACUUGUUGUAUCUCCGAGUGCUUAUGAAUUCACAAGG